AUGAUUUCCGAGAAGGAACAGAACGUCGCGCCCGGCGUGGCCCUCCAGGAGCAGCCUGGUUCUCUUGGUACCUCUACCAAGACUUGGCGUGAGUAUCUCGGCUGGAUUUACUCCGUUUCUCCUCCCGAGCCUCGACAGCCCGUCACGCCCCAGCUUCAGCAGGAACCUCUACCUCAGGGCUAUCAGACUGUUCGCUUCUCAGGCAUGGACUACAAGGUCCAGGACCCCGAGGUUGCCUAUCAUCGCAACAGCCGCAUGAAACUUUUGGUUCGAGUAUGCCGCGGCCUUUUGGUCACAAUCAUGAUCCUCUCCAUUGGAUUGAUCAUUACCGACUUGUAUGUCAGUGUUCAUCACAAGAGCACCGCUCAGUCUGAGAAGUAUCGACGAGAGGUCACUGGCUAUGGAGAGUACCCCGGUCUCACUGUGACUCCUUUCAUGCCCACCCCUGGUGACAUGAACGCCACUGCGACUGAUUACCUCACCACUCUGUCCCACUCUCACGUCAUUGUCCCUGUUACUGUCGAGGCGCCUACCACUGUUUCCUCUUCAGUUGGUGCAAAUGUCACCCAGCUUCUGAACAGCACUACUCUUUCGGCAACUGCAACUGUUAGCAUGUCUAGCGGUAUCCCCAAUGCCACUGUCACCUAUACAGGCUCUCAGUCUAAGAACUCUUACCCUGCCAAGACGACCCUGUCCGAGAUCACUGGUCGACCUACUAGCUGGUACUUUGGUAAUAGCACAUCUUCGUCUCAGUAUGCAGGCGCUGGCACUGGCACUGGAUCAUUCACUGUUGCCUCGGUUUCUGAUGUCACUGUGACCGUUACUCCCAUCCCAGUCUUGACCACCGGAGCCACAGCUGCCAUGAACAUCUCUGGUUCUUUCUCUAGUUCUUCUUCUUGUUCCCAGUCGGACCUCUCGGUUGGUGUUUAUAACACUACUAGCACCCUUCCUACAGUCUACCAAACAGUCACCGAGACCUGGACUUCUGACAACUGCACCCUGGAUGCCUCGAAGACUGCUUCUGUCCCCAAGACCAUUUCUUCUACUGUGACUACGACUGCUGGUACCGCUGCCAUGUCUGCAAGCACCUCAGGAGCACUCGAGUCGAGCACCCAGGCUGUGGCUACGCCAGUCUCCCAGUCAGCCUCAAGCUCUUCUGAGAUGUACACUAGCACCGAGACCGAAACCGUGACUCCUAUCAGUACUAUUGAGAAGACUACCACUAUUGAAGAGACUCCCCUUGGUACUAUUACUAUUCAUCUGUCCCAAGAGUCUACUGUCACUCAAACUGGUUCUCUGACCGGCAUUCCUACCUCGUCGGCUGGAACUUGCGGUGCAAAGGAAACUGAGACCACCACCGUUGUCAUCUUCUCGACUGUGUACGCCAACUCUGCCUCGACCGACACUGCCUCUACUAGCACCGUCUCUAGCAGUUGCACCUCUACCAGCGCCGUGGCUAGUGCCACUGAGAGCAGCACUUCUUAUGUCGAGCCCCCUGCUGUCCCUUACACCUACGAGAGCUCUCAAAACUUGACUUUGAUGACGUCGACCAUGACUUCUACAUCAACCUCGACUAUUUCUCUGAACACUACCCAGACCGUCUCGAUUGGUUGGAAUACUACUAGCACAUAUGGUGUUGAGGCUGUUAGCACUUCUUCUAGUUCUACUCCUUGCACUCACACUGUUCUCGUGACUGCUAGUCCCAACUCGACUGUGUCUGCUACCCAGUCUUCUUCUGUUACCUCAAGCAACACCACUUCUGUGCCUCAUGUCACUCCGGUCCCUAAGGUUUCUUCAUCCACUACUGAUGAUUCCGACUUGGUUGUGAGCACUCUGAUCAGUACUAUGAUCACCACUUACAGUCUGCACCCGCACUCCGUGAUGGAUAUCAGCACUCAGUCUUAUCCCACUGCAUCUGCAUCUGCGAUCGUCACAUUCCACCCCUUUGCAGUCAACGGUACAGGAAACGGCACCUCCAACUCCAACACCUCGGUGCCCGAGAACAUCCCUUUCGGCCCCGCCUCCCCAGACGGAGUUGUUCCUUUGAACUUCACCAUCUCAGGCAGCACCAGUCCCCCUCGUCCCACCUCUUCCGCUAUUGAGACCAGCGGUGCUAACUCAAAGGCCCGCUCCAACCUGCGAAACCGGGACCAGGACAGCAACUAUGACACAGUGACCUGCAUUGUGAUGCUGUCCACCGUGGUGGCCAUUGCCCUGUCGAUCUAA
Messenger RNA from Daldinia decipiens, 2226 nucleotides. RefSeq lists its product as uncharacterized. The transcript has 4 exons. NCBI's taxonomy places the organism in Eukaryota, Fungi, Ascomycota, Sordariomycetes, Xylariales, Hypoxylaceae. The coding region runs from base 1 to 2226 and encodes 741 amino acids. The record is from RefSeq and is a predicted model, not a curated record.